This is a messenger RNA of Humulus lupulus (European hop), 1500 nucleotides long. Its product is annotated as oxygen-dependent coproporphyrinogen-III oxidase, chloroplastic-like. Gene Ontology annotation, cellular component: chloroplast stroma; cytoplasm. The record is from RefSeq and is a predicted model, not a curated record. The coding region runs from base 55 to 1260 and encodes 401 amino acids. NCBI's taxonomy places the organism in Eukaryota, Viridiplantae, Streptophyta, Magnoliopsida, Rosales, Cannabaceae. The transcript has 8 exons. Gene Ontology annotation, molecular function: coproporphyrinogen oxidase activity.
GCUCACUUCUUCUUCCUCAGAUUGGGAUUUCGUUUCAUUCUUACAGCUUUGAAAAUGAGACACUCAAUCGCUCUCUCAACUUCAUCCUCCUCCUCUUUCUCCCUCUUAACUUCUCCCAAUUCUACUACUUCAUCCUCUUCUUCUUCUCCCAUCGCUGCAUUUUUGCCCAUCCGUACGGACACUUUCCCCAUUGGCUUCUCCAAGAGCUCGCGAUUUUCUUCCCUUUCGAGGCCACUGCGACGACUCAUGGUCCAAUCCGCAGUUUCGAUCGAGAAGGAGACGCCGGAGACCCACAGGCCUGACACAUUUCUCCGGGGCGAGUCCUCCUCCUCCUCUGUCAGGGCCCGCUUCGAGAAGAUGAUAAGGGACGCCCAGGAUACCGUCUGCCAGGCCAUCGAGGCAGCCGAUGGAGGGGCCAAAUUCAAGGAGGAUGUUUGGUCCAGGCCCGGUGGCGGUGGAGGUAUCAGCAGGGUUCUUCAGGACGGUGCCGUUUGGGAGAAGGCUGGCGUUAAUGUGUCUGUGGUUUAUGGUGUUAUGCCUCCUGAGGCUUAUAGAGCUGCCAAGGCUGCUUCUGCUGAUACCAAGCCUGGUCCGGUUCCGUUCUUCGCCGCCGGCAUUAGCUCAGUUUUGCAUCCGAAGAACCCUUUUGCGCCCACUCUGCAUUUCAAUUAUCGAUAUUUCGAGACUGAUGCGCCUCAAGACAUUCCUGGAGCACCUAGGCAAUGGUGGUUUGGUGGUGGUACUGAUUUAACUCCUGCUUAUAUUUUUGAGGAAGAUGUCAAGCACUUUCAUUCGGUUCAAAAAUCUGCUUGUGACAAAUUUGAGCCCACAUUCUACCCACGGUUCAAGAAAUGGUGUGACGAUUAUUUCUACAUCAAACAUCGAGAUGAGAGGCGUGGUCUUGGAGGAAUAUUUUUCGAUGAUCUUAAUGAUUAUGAUCAAGAGAUGCUUCUUUCUUUUGCAAAUGAAUGUGCGAAUUCUGUUAUUCCUGCAUACAUACCCAUCAUAGAAAAAAGAAAGGAUACACCAUUUAAUGAUAAGCACAAGGCAUGGCAACAAUUGCGGAGGGGCCGCUAUGUUGAAUUCAACUUGGUUUAUGAUCGUGGCACAACAUUUGGACUAAAGACCGGAGGUAGAAUAGAGAGUAUUCUUGUCUCUCUCCCUCUCACUGCUCGGUGGGAAUAUGAUCAUAAACCAGAAGAGGGAAGUGAAGAGUGGAAACUAUUGGAUGCAUGCAUCAACCCAAAGGAAUGGAUCUAAUGAGCCAAGUGUUUUUGUAUCAUAGAGUAACAACGCUUUUUUUUCCUUUGUCAAUUUACUUUCCCACCAAUCUAUGUUUGUAGCUGAGGGUUAGAAUAAGUUAGCGGUUAUCAUCUUGUUUGAGGGAAUUCAUUAGAUGUAGAAGUGGAUAUAAUUGCUACCGGUGCAUUGGUUUUGUAUGAAUAAUUCAUCUUUGGAAGAAUACUUACCACCUUAAUGAGGCAAUUAAUUCAAGUUCAA